AUGGCUGUUCUUGGGUUACACACAGCUGUGGAAAGGGGAGGAGACAGUACGGAAGAAAAGGACCUCGCUAUCGAGACCAAGGAGGUGGGCCAUUCUGCCGCCGGAAGAACAUCAGCUUAUGAUAAGCAAAGCGGCCUCUUCGCGAGGGUCCAGGACUUGACCGGAAGGUUUGGCAUUGAACAACGGGGCAUCGAGCGGGUGCUCCCCAGCGAAAGGACCGACACAAGCGUGAGCAAGAUCGGGACUCUGUGGAUGUCAGCAAACAUCACUGUCUCGACCUUUGCACUAGGAGCCCUGGCGCAGCCCGUCUUCGGGCUCGGCUUCGUUGACUCGGCAUUGACGAUUGUCUGCAUCAACGCCUUGGGGGUCCUCCCGGCCUGCUUUUUCUCAACCUUUGGCCCUCGCUUCGGCCUCCGGCAGAUGGUGUUGUCGAGGUUCUUUUUCGGAUACUAUGGUGUCAAGCUCAUCGCAAUAUUCAACAUUUUAGCCUGUGUCGGCUGGAGUUCUGUCAAUGUAAUAGUCGGGGCGCAACUCCUCGCUGCAAUCAACCCAGGGCCCCACGCUCUACCAGGCUGGGCAGGCAUCCUGAUCAUAUCUCUGUCCACCUUGUUUAUUACCACCUUCGGCUACCGCAUCGUGCAUGCCUACGAGCGCUGGUCCUGGAUCCCCGUGUUGGUCAUCUUCUGCAUCGUCGCAGGAGAGUUCGGGGUCUCGGGCAAGUUUGAUGCCCUCCUGCCCCUUGAGACAGGGAAAUCUGAGGCAGGCUUGGUCCUAAGCUUCGCCGCGAGUGUGUUUGGCUUUGCCACGGGCUGGACGGCGCUGGCCGCGGACUACGCCGUGUACCAGCCCGAGACCCGGUCCGCGCGACAAAUAUUCUGGUGGUCCUUCGGCGGCCUGUUCUUCUCGCUGGUCUUCACCGAGCUCCUCGGCGCCGCGGUGAUGACGGCCUCCGCCCUGGAUGAUGACGUCGCGAAUGCAUAUGACACCAACCACAUCGGCGGGGUCCUAGCCAUAGUGCUGGUCCCGCGGCUGGGUGCGUUUGGCAGGUUCUGCCUGGCCGUGCUGGCGCUGAGCAUCGUCGCCAACAACUGCCCCAACAUCUACAGCGUGUCCCUCUCGCUCCAGGUGCUGGCCAGACAGACCCAGCGCAUCCCACGCUUCGUGUGGCCCGCGGUGGCGACGGCCAUCUACGUCGCCAUCUCGGUUCCCGGGUAUAGCAGGUUUGAGGAGGUGCUCGAGAACUUCAUGCUCCUCAUCGGCUACUGGCUGGCCGUCUACGAGGGCAUCUCCCUGACCGAGCACUUUGUCUUCCGCAGGACCAGCGGCUAUGCCGUUGAGGACUACGCCACGCCGGGGAGGUUGCCUCCUGGCUACUCCCCGCUGUGCGCGUUCCUGGUUGGCGCGGCGGGGGCGGUCUUGGGAAUGGCACAGUCUUGGUUUGUAGGACCGAUAGGGCGGCUGUGCGGUGAUGAGUUCGGCGGCGAUGUUGGCUUUGAGCUGGCGUUCGGUUUCAGCGCCGUGGCUUACUUGGUGUUAAGAUCGGUCGAGAGGAAUUGGUUCAAGAGAUGA
Messenger RNA from Diaporthe citri, 1569 nucleotides. RefSeq lists its product as uncharacterized. The transcript has 3 exons. Lineage: Eukaryota; Fungi; Ascomycota; Sordariomycetes; Diaporthales; Diaporthaceae. The coding region runs from base 1 to 1569 and encodes 522 amino acids. Gene Ontology annotation, molecular function: transmembrane transporter activity. The record is from RefSeq and is a predicted model, not a curated record. Gene Ontology annotation, cellular component: fungal-type vacuole membrane; plasma membrane. Gene Ontology annotation, biological process: transmembrane transport.